AUGGCCAUCGAGCUUGCUCAGUUUGGACAUCAUCUGCAACCUUCUCCUGCACAUCCUAAUCUUAAUAUCAAGGAGGAGAUCCUGUCCAUUGCGACGUCUACCGCCCUGCAAAAUUCAGGCCUUCCGUGGUGCUACCGCGUGUUUUCGGAUGCCCCAAACCCAGGGCUCUAUGUGAACGAUAUCGGUAUCCUUGGCGUUCCUCUUGAUGCUCUGGAAGGCGAACACGUUGGAAAAGCUGUCAAUUUGGGACAUAAUGUGUCUUCCGAAGUCACCGCCACAUCGUCGUCAUGGUCUCUCGAUGCGACCCAGUUUCGCUUCGAGAAUCCAAAAUUUGGGGCCUUUCUUGCGCAGGUAUUACAGUGGGCCUCCACAGCGCUCGGUCACGAUGCUUCAGCCGGGGGAGUAAACACUCCAAAAGCCUCGCUCAGCUGGUAUGGAGUGGGUACCGCGGCGGACGUGUCGCAUAUACCUCAGGAGUCAAAUAUCUCAAGCAAACUGGGCACUGUUCUCAUGAUCAUGCCCUCCCUGUUCGAAGGUGGCGCGGUGCGACUUCACCACGCCGACUAUGCGCAGACGUUCCAGUUGGACACCGUUGUGCCAGGCGACGUGGCAGUACUGGCCUGGCAUGCAACAACGACCUUCGCCUCAGAGCUCAUCACCAGUGGUUCAUACCUGGUCCUUGCCUUCGAUCUUGUGUGCUCAAAUCCUACCAUGCCAUCGCCGACCCUUGGCCCGCAAUGCAAGGAGCUUGCACGCCUAAGACAGCUCUUGCAAACAUGGGAGAAAGGUCGCAGGGCCACUAUGCCCUCCAAGCUCGUGUACUUGCUCAAACACAAGUACUCAUAUGGCGACGUCCGCAAGGGCGUCUUGCGCGGAUCCGACGCACAUCUCGCGGAAGCUCUCGAGAUAUGUGCCGGCGCACAUGGUUUCAAACUCGGCCUCGCAGUCUUGACCUGCAAGCUCGGCGAAUCUAGAGUCCGCACGCGGGCUUCUGGCUCGGAUAGCGACGAAGACGACGACGCCUCGGUCGAACCUACGGAUGCCGAUUCAAACGCCGACAGCCCGGGCGGCGUAUCCUACGCGGACGAUGACGAUGACGCGCACAAGGAGCCCAUCACACUUCCCCUACAAAACGAUCUCACCUCAAGACCAGACAUGAAGCCCUCCCCCUCCAGCCUCGACCCACUCGAUUAUCACUGCUCUUAUGACUACGAGUCCGAUCGCGGAAAACCCCCCACACCCGACUCAGACGCAGAAUCUCUGUCUUCAUCCCAGUUCAGCUCUCCCGGAUACUGUCCCAUACAUUCCUACUCGAAAGCCUCUAAACCCCUGCGGAGGAUUGGGCCACUUGUGGACUUCUCCGGUAAUCUCGUGCGGGACAAGAUGGACUACGACAGCGGCACAGACGUUAUCCCACUCGCCUUGCACAAGACGCUCAUUGCUUCGCCCAGUACCUAUCUGAAGUGGGAUGUUGGAUCUUGGGACCGGCACCUUUUGUUGGUGAUCUGGCCAUCUUGGGCCGACUUCGACGUUGUCCAUGGUCGCAAGGCCUUCACAGAGGCAUGUACGAGGUUGCGAGCCUCCGACAGCCUUCUCCCCACUGGGGAGGAGAAGGAGCUCGUUGAUCUCGUCGUGGCUCGUGCUAUCCCCGAAUAUUGGCGCGAUGUUGUCAACGCUGUGUGUCGUGCGGCACGGACAUGGGAGGACCAAGAUCUGUGGUUGCGCGCCGUCAAGGCGUGCGAUGCGGACCGCUCUAUUGCAACACUGGAUCAGGAAAACAUAUUCGGGGCCAAGGACAUUUUCGGGUUUGAAGCGGUUCGGCCUACCGCGGAGCGUGCUAUACAGCGAGACCCAUCUGACAUCGCAGCUCUCCAGUUUCUGCGGGAGUUCUUGGAUCGCACCGGCGAGAACCAGGGUCAAGAACCAUCUCCAGCUGCGUUAGAAUGGGUCUCCGAGCAAAGGUCUCUACGUCUCCAAAAAGUCAAAGCGCAGGUCGACGCGUUCCUCCGCCAGCCGGACGAUACCACAGGAGAGGCGAUUGCGACUAUAGUGCGCGCUGCGGCCCUGGGGAGCGAGCCAUCUCUCAUCUUCACUGACCUGAUACCAAAAAUCGAGGCUCUACCUAUUCGAAGCGACGUACUGCGCGCUUUGAUCGACGAAUUGCGUACUCAGGCUGCUACCCUCGAUCCAGGAGGACAAGCUCUAGGGAACGUCACCCCACAGCUCCUCCAGCAGUUUGCCAAUUCGGUGGACCUCGAAAACGCUUCGCCCGCAGAGCGUGUAGCGAUCACCCUCGACACGAUCAAGUACUGUCUCUCAGCAGGGAACCCAGGUGCUUGCUCUGCGCUCCUUGCUCGAGUCGUCCAUCCGGACUGGGUGGUCAAUGACAGCGUCGAGUACAUCAUUGAAUCGCUCGCGCCCCUUCUCGUGCGACUCAUUCCUUUCCUCGUACGCAAGAGACAAUCCCUUUCCUCUCCUGCUUUCACACCUGCCAUUCGAGCGAUCCUCCUGCAAUGGGGACGGACGGUCAUGGGUCCGCGGCCCGCCGAAACUACCGCAGCGCUCGGGAAGCUCGACCAGCUCGAGGAGUGGUCCUGCGCAUGUGACGCGUGCGUCUCCGUGCGUGCUUUUCUCAGGGAUGAGCCGGAGGGAGAGAAGACUUGGGCACGCAUUGGCGGGACGAAGCGAAAGCAUGUGGAGAAGUUCCUCAAGUUACAUGCGGCAGGUAUUGCGACGUUCAAAGCGAUCAUGACCACACCUCAAGGCAUCAAGGUCAUGAAGGAUGCCACUGUGGAGAAGCCCGUUCGUUGGACAGCGUACCAGAAACGCGGGAUCCGACUCCUGAGGGCCGUGAGCUCGGACCCCGAGACACUGUCUACAAUCCUUGGACCGGACGGACCGGUCCUCGCUGCUCUCUUCAGCGGGCAGGAUAUAUCUGACGGUGUCUCCGAGAUAACCACGGAGUCCACUCAGGAGCGUUUCGCGACUCUGAUGGUGUCAGGACCCACCGACCGGGAGCUCUCCCCGAUAUCUGUGGACGACUCCGACGCACCCCCCUCCCAUGCGCAUCCGACGACUGCGUCCGUAGGCCGAAGUAUCGGCAGUCCGGUCUCGUAUGCGUCAAUUCCUUCGCACUCUCCGUCUCCGACCCGAACUGGCUCGCCCUUGGAGUCCGAGCGUCCAAGCAAACGUCGCAAGGCCGCGUACGACCCUCAGGACGUGAUAGACCUCACGUGA
This is a messenger RNA of Trametes versicolor FP-101664 SS1, 3237 nucleotides long. RefSeq lists its product as uncharacterized. Lineage: Eukaryota; Fungi; Basidiomycota; Agaricomycetes; Polyporales; Polyporaceae. The record is from RefSeq and is a predicted model, not a curated record. The coding region runs from base 1 to 3237 and encodes 1078 amino acids. The transcript is spliced from 10 exons.